UUCUCUAGGGGAAAAAGUUGCUAGUUUUUAAGCCCAAAUUAAAACACUACUCCAAUAGAUAUGAAUUUUGUGGGAUGGAAAUUCAAUUUGGUGUGGUCUUUCAUCAACAUCAGAUACUGAUUGAUAGGUACUGUACCCAAAAUUAUCUACGCCAUGUCUGUAUUUGGCCAUGGAAGUUUGUACAGUGUGUCACUACUCCCCCUCACCAGCUAGCCAACCACGUCAUAUCCGUUCUUUGUCUCUUCUCCAACCUCCAUGAAACGUCGCUUAUAAAAAGUUUAUCAUCUUCUUCCACACAAUCAUUAGCAGCAGAUCACCAUGACAGAAGCUGCAAAACUCCCCACCGUAGACCUCUCUUCACCAGACCACUCCUCCAUCGCAAAUUCAAUUCGUCAGGCAUGUGCAGAAUAUGGAUUUUUCUACGUUAUCAAUCAUGAAGUAGAGAAAGAUUUUGUGGAUAAAGUUUUUGAAGGAAGCAAGGAAUUUUUCUCGCUUCCUUUGAGUGAGAAAAUGAAAUUGAUUCGCAAAAAUCACAGAGGCUACUCGCCAUUACUCGCUCAGAAUCUCAGUUUUUCUUCUAAUUCCAAAGGUGAUGCAAAUGAAAGUUUCUAUAUUGGUCCUUUCGAGAAAAGUGUUCUUGAACAGUGGCCAUCACAAGAAGUUCUUCCGUCAUGGAGGCCAAUUAUGGAAGCUUAUCACAGAAAAGUUCUGUCUCUGGGAAAAAGAAUACUCUCAUUUAUUGCUUUGGCUCUGAACUUGGAUAAAGAUUACUUUGAGAAAAUAGGAGCCUUGAAUCAACCACAAGCCAUUCUUCGCCUCUUAUAUUAUCCAGGUGAACUGGUGCAUUCUGAGGAAGAGAUAUUUGGUGCUUCGGCACAUUCAGACUUUGGAAUGAUCACUCUUCUGGUGACUGAUGGAGUGCCAGGACUUCAGGUAUGUAGAGAAAAAUGCAAAGAAACACAAACCUGGGAGAAUGUGUUACAUAUGGAUGGGGCCUUUAUAGUUAACACUGGAGACAUGAUGGAGAGAUGGACUAAUUGUUCCUUUCGGUCCAUAUUGCAUAGAGUGAUCCCAGCAGGACAAGAACGCUACUCUAUGGCAUUCUUUUUAAAUCCAAACCCAAACUGCAUUGUGCAAUGUUUGGAAAGCUGUUGCAGUGAAUCAUGUCCUCAAAGGUUUCCUCCAAUUCGCAGUGGAGACUAUAUAAAGGAGCGGUUGAGGCUAAUGUAUGGCUCAUAGAGUGGAGCCUGAGGGGCGAAAUUGGUAGAUGAUCUACGGUUGAAAAUGUGAUGAUCUUGGCAUUCAUAAUUUAAGCACUUCAUAAAUUAAUUUUUGUUAUUCAGUGUGUGAAACAUCUGAUAUUUAUUUGGUUCUAUGGAUAAGCAUGUUUAUAAUUUAGAUUAAGUGGUUAUUUAAGAAAAAGUUUGUUA
This is a messenger RNA of Mercurialis annua (annual mercury), 1430 nucleotides long. Its product is annotated as 2-oxoglutarate-Fe(II) type oxidoreductase hxnY-like. The record is from RefSeq and is a predicted model, not a curated record. The coding region runs from base 319 to 1239 and encodes 306 amino acids. NCBI's taxonomy places the organism in Eukaryota, Viridiplantae, Streptophyta, Magnoliopsida, Malpighiales, Euphorbiaceae. The transcript is spliced from 11 exons.